Molecule: messenger RNA, 1645 nt
Organism: Trametes versicolor FP-101664 SS1
Lineage: Eukaryota; Fungi; Basidiomycota; Agaricomycetes; Polyporales; Polyporaceae
Product: zf-DHHC-domain-containing protein
Exons: 8
Coding region: 109-1581 (490 amino acids)
Biological process (GO): peptidyl-L-cysteine S-palmitoylation; protein targeting to membrane
Cellular component (GO): endoplasmic reticulum; Golgi apparatus
Molecular function (GO): protein-cysteine S-palmitoyltransferase activity
Source: RefSeq, a predicted model, not a curated record
CGACGUACUCCUCCCGGCGCGCUGCUCUCGCCUCUCACCUUGACCUCUCUGCUGUCUCUUCCUCUGUACGUUCUUAGGUAUCUAGUCGAUUACAACGCCUAGGUCGCCAUGGCCUCCAAUGGAACUGCAAAACCGCACCCAGAAGGCAUGUGCUGCGGCGCCGUCGAAGAGGCACGCGAGAAGAGCGCCGCACGAAGGGCGAAGCCCCAGCCCUGGAUCGUCCGCAAGCUCACCGUCUUCAUAACCAUCGGAAUCAUGGGAUAUGCGUUCUACGUCUACAUUGGACGGCUUUGCGUGCCCAUGAUCAAACGCGAAACCGGCGCAUUGGGCGGGCGGGGCAUGGGUAUUGGGUUCCUGGUGGUAUUCUGUAUACUGGGCCUGAUGAUGGUCUGGGCGUUUGAGAAGGUUGUUUUGACGGCCCCAGGCUAUGCUAAGGAUCACGUGCGAAAGUCACCAGCACCGCUCAUUCAGAACGCACUCCCGACCUGGUGGGGGUCUGAGAGUGAGGCUGAACUCGCCGCGGCAGAAUACGCUGCCUCGCAUCCACAACCUGCUCAAUCCGAGCCGAAGGAGGAACACAAACGUAGCCACUCGCAGCGCGUGGCUGAGGUGAAGACGAAUGGGCACGGCAACGGGAGCGCAAAUUCCCGACACAAGGCAUCGCAGAAUGGACAUGCACCACCUGGUGACGAGCAAGCUGGCAUCACCGACGCACUACCGCCCGUCGCUGCUGUCCGAGCUAAGGCGACAGUCGACCAAGGGCCUGCCGCGCGUCCUGAACUAGCACAUGUGUCAUCCUCUCACGUUCGAUCGCCCUCUCAGCCUCAGCCUCUUCCAGGCAUACAUGGCGAGCAAAUACCGGCGAGGUACACCCGCAAGCCCCCAUCGACGCCUAUCAUGCUGCCGGAGUACAGAUAUUGUCACAAAGAAGGGUUCUUGAAACCCAUGAGGGCGCAUCACUGCCGGGCGUGUGGGACGUGCGUGCUAAAGUACGACCACCACUGCCCAUGGAUAGGACAGUGCGUCGGCGCACGGAAUCACAAAUUCUUCAUGAUCUUCGUCUGGUGGGCCCUCUGGUUCUGCGCCUGGACGUUCGGCACGCUCGUCGGGCUGAACGCGCGCGCGUCCGCCGGCCGGCCGAACUUCGACAUCGAUGGGCAGCAGGUCGCGAUCAUGGCGCUCUCCGGGCUGUUCUUCAUCUUCGUCUUCGCGCUGUUCGUCGCGCACGUCGACCUCAUCUGCGCGGGGCAGUCGACGGUCGAGACGCUCGACGCGCGCCGCAUCCGCGAGCGCGAGGACCGCGUGCUCAAGCGCCUCCACGCGUGGUCGGACUUCCGGGGCAAGCGCGCGACGCGCCGGCAGUGGGACGCGGAGUGGGGCCGGGUGGGCAAGGAGGGCAGCCCGUGGUGGCUCGGGAGUGCGCGACGCAACUGGGAGGCGACCAUGGGCGCGCGCGUGUGGGAGUGGUUCUUGCCGAUCGGGAAGAGCCCAGACGACGGGCUGAGCUACACGCUGAACCCGCGGUUCGACGCGGAGGGCCGGUGGCGGCCCAGACGCGAGUGGCCGAAGGAGCUGCAAUAGGUGACUGGUGGGGAGGGAUUUGGAGAGUUCAUGACUGCACGACUACUUACAUGAUCGACAUCGG